AUGUCUACACCUAAACCAAAUCGAGAAGGAAGACCAUUACGUCGACGUGGUGUUUCUUUUAAUGUUUUACCACGACGUGAAGAAUCACCACCAAUACUAUCAUCACCAAAACCUAUUCUCGUUGAUUAUGCAUCAAUUCGUGAACGUAAACAACUUAAUUUAAGUGAUUUUCUUCAUUCCGAUAAUCCAAUAACAUUUUUAUUAUUUACUAUUUGGCAUGCUGUAUGUUUAUUUGGUCAACUUUUUCUAUUACCAUUUAUAAUAACUAAAUAUCUUUAUCUUUUAAUGUUACAAGUUUAUGGUGUACGACGUCCAACUACAUCCACUAGUACAAGUGAUCUUUUCUCAAUCUCGUCUUCUCAAUCAUCAACACAACAAAAAUCUAUUGUUUGGAUAUUAACAUUAAUCGAUUAUAUUAUUAUUCAACUGACUAGUUUACCAGAAACUCUAAAACAAUUUAUUAAUUCAAUACGUAAACAUAUCGAUGGAACUGUUUCGAAAUCAUUUCAUCUUAUUGAUACAUGUACUAGUCAUCAAAUAACAAAAACUUAUUCCAUAUUUAGAAAUAUAUUUUUUCAAAAAACUACGACUGAUUUAGAAUUGAAAACAACAAGAUAA
This is a messenger RNA of Adineta steineri, 618 nucleotides long. NCBI's taxonomy places the organism in Eukaryota, Metazoa, Rotifera, Eurotatoria, Adinetida, Adinetidae. The record is from the annotation of a GenBank genome assembly.